AUGAGCGAGUCAGCUACCGAUAAAAACAAGCUUGAUAAAUACGAGCAACACUACUUUUCAUCAUACGACCAUUUCGGAAUCCAUGAAGAAAUGUUGAAAGAUACUUCCCGAACGUUGAGCUAUCGAAAUGCCAUGUACAGAAACAAAGAUGCAUUCAAGGGCAAAAUUGUCCUUGAUGUUGGUUGCGGAACAGGCAUCUUGUCAAUGUUUGCCGUCAAAGCCGGCGCCAAGCAUGUUUACUCGGUGGACAUGUCCUCGAUCAUCACCAGGGCCAGGGAGAUUGUAGACUUGAACGGGUUCAGCGACAAGAUUACAUUAUUGCAAGGGAAAUUGGAAGACAUCCAGCUACCAGUGGACUCGGUAGAUAUCAUCAUCUCCGAAUGGAUGGGCUAUUUCCUAUUAUACGAGUCGAUGUUGGACACGGUGUUGUACGCAAGAGAUAGAUAUCUUGUCAAGGGCGGCUUGAUCUUACCGGACAAAUGCCAAAUGUACAUAGCCGGUAUCGAAGACGGCCAAUACAAGGAAGAAAAAAUCCAUUUCUGGGAAGACGUGUACGGGUUCGACUAUUCGCCAUUCAUCAAAACGGCCAUGGAAGAGCCCUUGGUCGAUACCGUGAAUGAACAAGCCUUGGUGACAAACGGCUACAAGUUUUUCGAGUUCGACAUCAACACCGUGACCAAAGAGGAGUUGUCCUUCUCGAGGCCGUUUGAACUACAAGCGUUGGGGCACGAGUUGUGCCAUGCAUACAUCGUCUAUUGGGACGCCGUAUUCCCGGGCAAGGAGAAGGUGGUCUUGGCCACCGGCCCAAAGAACCAGUACACGCACUGGAAACAAACCGUCUUUUACAUGGACCAGGUGUUGGACUUGAAAACAGGGGACAAAAUCGUGGGUGAGAUUGUGGCAAAACCAAGCACCAUCAACCCAAGAGAGUACGACAUCGACCUCACUUGGGAUUUAAAGACUCAAGCUGGCGACGCUUCUCGAGAACAAAAGGGUGAAUACAAAUACUUUCUUCGUUAG
This is a messenger RNA of Lodderomyces beijingensis, 1020 nucleotides long. Lineage: Eukaryota; Fungi; Ascomycota; Pichiomycetes; Serinales; Debaryomycetaceae. The record is from the annotation of a GenBank genome assembly.